Haemorhous mexicanus (house finch) is the source of this 10414-nucleotide messenger RNA. RefSeq names its product piezo type mechanosensitive ion channel component 2 (gene PIEZO2). Gene Ontology annotation, cellular component: plasma membrane. NCBI's taxonomy places the organism in Eukaryota, Metazoa, Chordata, Aves, Passeriformes, Fringillidae. Gene Ontology annotation, biological process: detection of mechanical stimulus; regulation of membrane potential; cellular response to mechanical stimulus. The transcript has 52 exons. Gene Ontology annotation, molecular function: monoatomic cation channel activity; mechanosensitive monoatomic ion channel activity. Bases 90 to 8303 code for a protein of 2737 amino acids. The record is from RefSeq and is a predicted model, not a curated record.
GCUCCGCUCACGGGCGGCCCUAGGAGCGGCGGUGGCGCGCAGAGAGGGACGGCUCUCCGGCCGGCCGGCCGCGACCCCCGCCCGCCGCGAUGGCCAGCGAGGUGGUGUGCGGGCUCACCUUCCGGCUGCUCCUGCCCGUGUGCUUGACUGCCGCCUGUGCUUUCCGUUACAAUGGGCUCUCCUUUGUCUACCUCAUCUACCUCCUGCUCAUUCCUCUGUUUUCAGAACCCACAAAAGCAACCAUGCAAGGGCAUACAGGACGAUUAUUGAAAUCUCUGUGUUUCACCAGUCUGUCAUUUCUGCUGCUGCACAUCAUCUUUCAGAUUACAAUAAACAGUCUUGAAGCUGCAAAAACUAUUGAACCUGGUUUUAACUGUUCGACAUGGGAGAAAACAUUACGGCAGAUUGGUUUUGAAAGUGUGAAAGGAGCAGAUGCUGGGAACGUGAUCAGACUAUUUGUACCAGAUAUUGGGAUGUUCAUUGCUAGCCUGACAAUAUGGCUCAUCUGCCGCAACGUGUUCCAGAAGCCGGUAACCGAGGACGCAGCGCAGUGCAACAUGCAGUUUGAAAAUGAGGAGAUGGCCGUAAGAGAAAAAUUAGAGCCAGAUGAUGCUUUGAUGUAUGAAGAGGAUCUGGAUGACGAUGACUGUGGAGAAGCAGAAUUUGAGGAGACCAUGAAAUUAAAACUGCUGCGUAGAAUUGCCUUCCUAGCAUCCAAACUGAGGGAGUUUAUUGGCAAUAUGAUAAUCACCACUGGAAAAGUUGUUGUUACAAUUUUACUUGGUUCAGCAGGUAUGAUGGUGCCAUCUUUGACCUCAGCUGUGUAUUUCUUUGUGUUUUUGGGCCUGUGCACAUGGUGGUCCUGUUGCCAAGCAUUUGAUCCGCUGAUAUUCAGCUGUCUGUGUGUAUUAAUGGCUAUAUUCAGUGCGGGACACUUGAUUGGACUUUAUCUGUACCAGCUACAGUUCUUUCAGGAGGUUGUUCCACCAAAAGAUUUCUAUGCCAGGUUGUUUGGUGUCACUUCUCUUACUCAGACAAACUGCUCAAGCACUUGGAUGAUCAUCAAAAACCAGGAGUUACAUUGGUAUCACCACGCUAACCCGAUCUUACUGCUGGUGAUGUACUACACCCUCGCAACUCUCAUUCGUCUCUGGCUGCAAGAGCCCAUUGAAAGGCAGACACCUGAUGAAGAGAAAUCUGUCAGCAGGGAAGAUGACAAAGAAAUUCCCUGCAGCCCAAUUCCAAUGACAGCAGAGAGGAGACGCAGUCUGUGGUAUGCAAGCCACUAUACAACUGAUGAGAGAAAACUUCUGUCAAUGACCCAAGAUGAAUACAAGCCAUCGGAUGUGCUGCUGGUGACCGUGAAUGGGAGCCCUGCUGACUAUCACACCAUUCACCCUGCUCUGCCACUAGAAAAUGGUCCAGCCAAAGCAGACAUGUACUCCACACCACAGUACAAGUGGGAGCCCUCAGAUGGCGUGUCAGAAAAGGAAGAGGAGGAGGAAGGAGAAGAUGAAGUUACUCAGGAGGAAAAGGAAAAUGUUAAAUUACAUGCCUUGGUCUCUGUGUUUCAAUUUAUCAUGAAACAAAGCUACAUUUGUGCUCUGAUAGCUAUGAUGGCAUGGAGCAUCACAUAUCACAGCUGGUUGACUUUUGUGUUACUGAUCUGGUCUUGCACAUUGUGGAUGAUUCGGGACCGAAGGAAAUACGCCAUGAUCAGUUCACCAUUCAUGGUUUUUUAUGGAAAUUUACUGUUAAUAUUACAGUAUAUAUGGAGUAUUGAGCUCAAGAAUAAUGAACUUCCUCAAGUAUCUGGUUUUUUAAAAAGAAAGGAACCUGGGGAGCUGGCAUCAAAGAUUCUUUUCACAAUUACUUUCUGGCUACUGCUUAGGCAACACCUCACUGAACAGAAAGCACUUCGGCUAAAAGAAGCCACAUUAUCUGAGGUCAAAGUUGGAAGUGAAGAAAAUGAAGAAAAAGAAGAGGAGUCGCAAGAGGGAGAAGUGUCAGAAGAACAGGAAGAGGAGAAGGAAGAGGAGGAGGAGGGAGAGGAGGAGGAUGAACAGGAUAUUAUGAAAGUCUUGGGGAAGCUGGUGAUGGCUAUGUUAAUCAAGUACUGGAUUUACGUCUGUGGGGGCAUGUUCUUCUUUGUCAGCUUUGAGGGUACAAUUGUCAUGUACAAAAUCAUCUACAUGGUACUGUUCCUCUUCUGUGUGGCCCUCUACCAGGUACACUAUGAAUGGUGGAGAAAGAUUUUAAAGUACUUCUGGAUGUCAGUGGUUGUUUACACGAUGUUGGUACUUAUCUUCAUCUACACAUACCAGUUUGAGUCAUUCCCUGGGUUGUGGAAGAACAUGACAGGCCUGGAUGAAAGGAAACUAGAGGACCUUGGCUUAAAACAGUUUUCUGUGGCCGAUCUAUUCACACGCAUCUUUAUCCCCACCUCCUUCCUACUGGUGUGUAUCUUACACCUUCACUAUUUCCAUGAUCGGUUUCUGCAGAUCACUGAUUUAAAAGCUGUAACCAGCAAACAGGACAACACUAUUUACAGACUGGUGCACCAAGAUGGAAGCCUGCCUGACAUAACUAUGAUGAAUCUAACAGCCAGCAGAGAAAAGGAAGAGGAUAAAAUGCUGGAAGAGGCUGGUGAGAAAAGAAUGGAAGAGCCAGAGGGGGAGGGAGGGAAAGGGAGGGUCAAAAAAGGAAAAGAAGAAGAGAAGGAGGAUGAGGAUAAAGAAGAUGAUGAUGAUGAUGACAAUGAAGACAAUGAAUCAGAGGAAGAAGAAACUACAGACUUGAGGAACAAGUGGCAUCUGGUGAUCGACCGCCUUACAGUGCUAUUUUUGAAAUUCCUGGAGUAUUUUCACAAGAUGCAAGUCUUUGUGUGGUGGCUGUUGGAGCUGCACAUCAUCAAAAUUGUUUCCUCUUACAUCAUCUGGGUCACAGUGAAAGAGGUGUCUCUACUUAACUUUGUGUUUUUAAUUGCCUGGGCUCUUGCUUUGCCAUAUGCUCAGUUUCGCCCACUGGCAUCAAGUAUCUGCACUGUUUGGACAUGUGUAAUUAUUGUCUGCAAAAUGUUGUAUCAGCUCACAUCUAUUGAUCCCAAGGAUUUUUCCAGAAACUGUACAUUGCCAGGAGAGAAUGAAACUAAAGUCAAUUUAGAAGAACUGAAAACCUCAGUGCUCUACAGUGGGCCAGUUGAUCCUUCGGAGUGGGUUGGAUUGAGAAAGUCUAGUCCCCUUCUUGUGUACUUAAGGAAUAACUUACUGAUGCUGGCUAUUCUGGCCUUUGAAGUUACAAUCUACCGUCACCAAGAAUACUACAGAUGUCGAAAUAACCUCACUGCACCUGUGACUAAAACCAUUUUCCAUGAUAUUACAAGAGCACAUCUGGAUGAUGGACUUGUAAACUGUGUCAAGUAUUUCAUAAACUACUUUUUCUACAAGUUUGGUUUGGAGACCUGUUUUCUUCUAUCAGUGAAUGUGAUUGGUCAAAGGAUGGAUUUUUAUGCAAUGAUUCAUGCCUUCUGGCUGAUUGCUGUAUUGUAUCGACGUAGGAGAAAAGCUAUUGCAGAGAUCUGGCCAAAAUAUUGCUGUUUUCUAACAUGCAUCAUUACAUUCCAGUACUUCCUUUGCAUUGGCAUCCCACCUGCUCCUUGUAAAGACUAUCCAUGGAGAAGUGGCAAUGCCAACUUCAACUCCAACAUCAUAAAGUGGUUAUACUUUCCAGACUUCAUUGUGAGACCAAACCCUGUCUUCCUCGUGUAUGACUUCAUGCUGCUUCUGUGUGCAUCCUUGCAAAGGCAGACAUUUGAAGAUGAAAAUAAAGCUGCGGUACGGAUCAUGGCUGGAGACAAUGUGGAAAUUUGCAUGAACCUUGAUGCAGCAUCUUUUAGCCAGCAUAAUCCUGUUCCUGACUUCAUCCACUGCCGGUCCUACUUAGACAUGUAUAAGGUGAUAAUAUUUAGUUACCUCUUCUGGUUUGUGCUUACCAUAAUCUUCAUCACGGGAACCACAAGGAUCAGCAUAUUCUGCAUGGGCUACUUGGUGGCCUGCUUCUAUUUCCUUCUCUUUGGUGGAGACCUGUUGCUGAAGCCCAUUCGGAGUAUUCUGCGUUACUGGGACUGGCUGAUUGCCUACAACGUCUUCGUGAUCACCAUGAAGAACAUCCUGUCGAUAGGAGCAUGUGGCUACAUUGAAUCAUUAAUUGAGAAGAGCUGCUGGGUGAUUCAGGCAUUUAGCCUGGCUUGUACAGUUAAAGGCUACCAUAUUCCAACGAGCAAUGUAGAUUGUAAACUGCCCAGUGGUGAAGCAGGAAUCAUUUGGGACAGUAUAUGUUUUGCUUUCCUGUUGCUGCAAAGAAGAGUCUUCAUGAGUUACUACUUCCUUCAUGUGGUUGCAGAUAUAAAAGCUUCUCAGAUAUUAGCAUCAAGGGGUGCUGAGCUUUUUCAGGCUACAAUUGUCAAAGCUGUAAAGGCAAGAAUUGAAGAGGAAAAAAAAUCAAUGGAUCAACUGAAAAGACAAAUGGAUCGCAUCAAAGCCAGGCAGCAAAAAUACAAGAAGGGUAAAGAGAGGAUGCUGAGCAUGAACCAGGAGUCCUCAGAGGGGCCAGAGAUUCGGAAGGUUUCUGAAGAAGACGAUGAAGGAGAUGCAGACAAAGAGAAAGCCAAGGGCAAAAAAAAGCUGUGGUGGCGGCCUUGGGUUGAUCAUGCUUCCAUGGUCAGAAGUGGAAAUUAUUAUUUGUUUGAGACGGAUAGUGAAGAGGAAGAGGAAGAGGAUAAAAAAGAAGAGGAAGAGCCUCGAAAAAAAUCUGCUUUUCAGUUUGUUUAUCAAGCCUGGAUAACUGACCCAAAAACAGCUCUACGACAGAGGCGCAAAGAGAAGAAAAGUUUUGGGAAAGAGAAGAGAAGGCGAAAAGGAUCUGGAGAUGGAGGUGGCAACGAUGCAGACUGUGAGGACAGCGAGGAGGAACCUGUCAAGAAGAAAUCAGAUGGACCAGAUAACAUCAUCAAGAGGAUAUUUAAUAUCUUGAAGUUUACUUGGGUCCUUUUCCUGGCAACGCUGGACAGUUUCACAGCUUGGCUUAACUCCAUCUCCAGAGAACACAUCGAUAUCUCCACCGUGCUCAGGAUCGAGCGCUGCAUGCUCACCAGGGAGAUUAAGAAGGGAAAUGUUCCAACACGGGAGAGCAUCCAUUUGUAUUACCAGAACCAUAUGAUGAAACUUUCUGAGGAGUCAGGACUAGAUGAAAUUGAUAAAAAUCCCAGUCAAGCUUCUGGUUUGCAAGCAUCUGAAAGAAUGGAUAGUUUAGAUUCAGCAGCAUCUCAUGACAGCAUCUCCAGUGAACCCACACAGGUCACCAUGCUCUAUUCCCGUCAGGGGACCACAGAAACCAUUGAGGAGGUAGAAGGGGAGCAUGAGGAAGAAGGAGCUCAUUCUGCAUCAAGGUUGGAGGAGGAGGAGGUGGAAGAUUAUAGCCUGGAUUCGGAAGGAGCUGCAUAUACUCCUGAUACCGAUGUGCCGUUGUACUCCACAGUGGACAGCAAUGCAGAAGCUCCACCUUCCUAUAGCAAAGCUGUCAGCUUUGAGCACCUUCCCUUUGGCUCCCCAGAUGACUCAGCUGGGAAGAGCCUCAUGAUGGUGAGCCCGGAUGACAGUCGGACGGACAAACUCGACAGGAUUCUGCCCCCACUGACGCACGAGCUGACAGCUAGUGAGCUGCUCCUGAACAAGAUGUUUCAUGAUGACGAGUUGGAGGAGUCAGAGAAGUUCUAUGUUGGUCAGCCUCGAGUCUUGCUCCUUAUUUAUGCCCUGUACAAUACGCUGGUGGCCCGGUCAGAAAUGGUGUGCUAUUUUGUGAUCAUCCUUAACCACAUGAUCUCUGCCUCCAUGAUAACCCUGGUGCUUCCCAUCCUUAUAUUCCUGUGGGCCAUGCUGUCUGUUCCUCGGCCAAGCAAACGCUUCUGGAUGACUGCCAUUGUCUACACUGAGGUGGCCAUUGUCAUCAAAUACUUCUUCCAGUUUGGCUUCUUUCCUUGGAAUAAACAUGUGGAUUACACAAAGGAUAAACCUUACCAUCCACCCAAUAUUAUUGGCAUUGAGAAGAAAGAGGGUUAUGUGCACUACGAUCUUGUUCAGCUUCUUGCUCUGUUCUUCCACAGAUCCAUUUUAAAGUGCCAUGGCUUGUGGGAUGAGGAUGAGAAAGGAGACAGCUCCAGUAAUAAAGAGGAUACUGAUGAUGAGCUCUCUCUGACAGGAGGCAGGAGAGACUCUUCUGCCUCUUUGAAGUCUGUCAAUCUUGCCGCAUCUGUGGAGUCCAUCCAUGUCCACUUCCCCGAGCAGCAGACUGCCAUCAGGAGGAAGAGUUCUAGCAGCAUAUCCCAGCUUUCUCACAGGUCCAGCUUCUCUUCACACAGAUCUAAGAGAGGAAGUACCAGUACACGGAACAGCAGUCAGAAGGGAAGCAGUGUGUUAAGCAUCAAGCAAAAAUCUAGAAAAGAGCUUCUCAUGGAAAAGUUUCGAGAACAAAUGAUCAAAGCCAAGGCUUUUACAAUUAAAAAGACUCUCCAGGUGUACAUGCCCAUCAGACAGUUUUUCUACAAUCUUAUCCAUCCAGACUACAGCGCAGUGACUGAUGUGUAUGUGCUGAUGUUCCUGGCAGAUACAGUGGACUUCAUCAUCAUUGUGUUUGGAUUUUGGGCUUUUGGGAAACAUUCUGCUGCAGCAGAUAUCACCUCUUCAUUAUCAGAGGACCAGGUCCCAGAGGCAUUUUUGGUGAUGGUGCUCAUUCAGUUUGGUACCAUGGUGGUAGAUCGAGCACUGUACCUCAAAAAGACUGUCAUGGGAAAAGUCAUCUUCCAGGUCAUCCUUGUUUUUGGAAUACAUUUCUGGAUGUUCUUUAUCUUGCCUGGAGUGACAGAAAGGAAAUUUAGCCAGAACACAGUUGCCCAGCUCUGGUAUUUUGUGAAAUGUGUUUAUUUUGGCUUAUCAGCUUAUCAGAUACGCUGCGGAUAUCCAACUCGUGUUCUUGGCAACUUCCUCACAAAAAGUUAUAACUAUGUCAACCUGUUCUUAUUUCAAGGGUUCCGCCUGGUUCCAUUUUUGACUGAGCUGAGAGCAGUAAUGGACUGGGUUUGGACUGAUACCACUCUCAGUCUUUCCAGCUGGAUCUGUGUUGAAGAUAUCUAUGCUCAUAUAUUCAUCCUGAAGUGUUGGCGAGAGUCAGAAAAAAGAUAUCCCCAACCAAGAGGCCAGAAGAAAAAGAAAGUUGUGAAGUAUGGAAUGGGUGGCAUGAUUAUCGUCUUGCUGAUUUGUAUUGUCUGGUUCCCACUGCUCUUCAUGUCUUUAAUCAAAUCUGUUGCAGGCAUCACCAACAAGCCUCUAGAUGUAUCAAUCACAAUAACUCUAGGAGGUUAUCAGCCUAUUUUUACCAUGAGUGCUCAGCAGAAUCAGCUCAAAAGUUUGGAUCCGAAUGAGUUCAAUGAUUUUAUGAGAAGCUAUAGGGGUAACACUGCUGCCUUGCAGUUUCUCGAGGGGUAUGCAAGAGAAGAUAUAACUCGAGCAGACCUGGAGGGAAAUUCAAACUCUUUAUGGACCAUCAGCCCUCCCAGUAGAAAUAAAAUGAUACAGGGACUUAAAGACUUUGAUGCUGAUUUCACUUUAGUUAUUUCAUGGACCAUUCAGAGGAAUCUCUCCCUUGGUGCCAAGGCUGAAAUAGCAUCAGAUAAACUUACCUUCCCACUAAAAAAUCAUACCAGGAGAGAUAUUGCUACAAUGAUGGCUGAAAAUCAACCGGAAAAGGUAACAUUAGAGGAAGUAUAUCCAUACUACAUCAAGGCUCCUAGUGAUUCUCUGGCAAAACCCAUAAAGCAGCUAUUGAAAGACUGCAAGUGGGAAAAUAUUACAGUUUCCCUUGUGAAAAAUGCAUCUGAAGAAUGGUGGGUUUUGAAUCAGCUUGGAAAAAGACAAAAAACGCCUCAAGAGAGUCUUGAACUCUUCAUAUUCAGUGAUAAAGUCAGUCCACCCAGCCUUGGAUUCUUGGCUGGUUAUGGCAUUAUGGGACUGUAUGCCUCAGUUGUCCUGGUGAUAGGGAAGUUCGUCCGUGAGUUUUUCAGUGGGAUCUCUCACUCCAUCAUGUUUGAGGAGCUGCCCAAUGUAGACCGAAUCCUGAAGCUGUGUACUGACAUUUUCCUAGUGCGAGAGACUGGAGAACUGGAACUAGAAGAAGACCUGUACGCCAAGCUAAUAUUCCUGUAUCGCUCACCAGAGACUAUGAUCAAGUGGACUAGGGAAAAAACUAAUUGAUCUCUUUGGCAUCACACUGCAAAUCAAGUUGGUUAAAUCGGAAUUUUAAAGGAAAAAUUUAAAAAAGCACAAUAUUCUCUUAAGAGCUAAGCCUUUUAUAGUUGGGUAGCAAUGAUUUUUCACAGAAGGAAUCCUGGAAGCUACGGCCUUAGGAAUCCAUGCUGCCUUUCAAAUUAAGGAUCAACAGUGAAGAGGGUUGAAUGAUUUGUUGUUUUUAAUGUGCCACUCCUCUACAAUCUGGGGACUGCUUUGUAAUUUAAUCAGCAAAAAGUUUGCAUCUUUGUCUGGCUAAUUUAAUUUUCCAGACAACCAUUACACCUUAGAGAGAAACGAAAGGAGUGAACCCACAGAUGACUCCAGUGUACCUUCUUAAUCCUUUCUGGAGCCACACAGUUUGGAUUGUGCAAUAUGCUGUUGUACAUCACUGACUUUCAAGCUACAGUAAUGGGACACUGACGAGCCUUCAGGACACCCAGCACCCAGGGCCACACUGGGAACUGAAGACAUUCUAGCCAUACCCAUUUGUAGAAAAGCAGAGGUUUUGAUGUACAAAGGACACUGUGGACAAGCCUCUGUCAGCAAAAAAAAGUAAAAACAAGUCAGAAAACAAGUAACAGUCUCUUGAAAUGCCUUAUUUUAUUUGUACAGUCACAGGAGACAUUUCCACCAGACAUCAAUGACUUUUCUCAGGAAAAAGAAAAAGCAACUGAAACUUGACACUUCGUCAAGAUUAACUAAUGGCUAGAAUAAUUAUGGUGAAUUAUGGGAUGUUCUGCUGGGCCAUUCUCUUCAGCAUUACUGCUUUCCAUUGGAUGAGAAAAGAAAGCGAAAUCGAUGACCUAAUGUGCUACUUCAUUUCUUAUAACCCUUUAAAGACUCUGAGUAGUGUGUGCUUCUCUCUGCUCCCCAUGACAUGCUUUUUCCCAUUUCGAUGAUUUAAGGCAACUCUUGUUUUGCUGUUAGCUGAUAUUCUUCUUCCAGUGUUUCAGGUAUACAAAAAUGUUUACAUAUUCCAAGUCACAUUUUUACAUCUAAGACGGGUUUUUUUUUAAGUUCCCAAAUAUAGACAUACAUAUGAGCUUGAGAAAUGCCCUUUUUUUUUAAAUUGCUAUUAUUAGUGAAACAAAUGGCUCAUUGCAGCAUGAAAAUUUACAAUUGCAAUGUAGGUUUCUUUCCAUGUUAAAAAAAAAUAAUUGAGAAAAAAAAAUAAUUGAGUGGGUAGGGUAUGUUAAAAGGAUAUACUUGUAGUUUUGAUUCAGUAAUGACUUAAAAUAAAGCACAUAUUGCAAAGUCAUUUUAGAAGUAUUUUUUCCUCUGCCUUUUUACAUGAAAUGGGAAAAGUUUGACAUUCUUCUUAAUCUGUGACAAAUAAAUCUCUUUCUUGUAGUUAGCUGCUAUUUAUUAUAUGAAUGAUUAGUUAAUCACCAGAAAGAAACUAACAUAAUUUGCUGGCACAUUUUACUGCAGAACUUCAUAAAACAGCACAACAAAAUGAAGUUGAAACAUACUCUGCUGAGUGCUUCCAUGACAAAUGCUGUCACAUCCAUUCUAUACUGUGAAAACUAACACUUUGAGCACCUUGACGUGCACAAAAUAAAAAUUGCUUCAUGAUAUUGUAACAAUAAAAUAAUUUGAUGACUGGAACUCACUGGAAGACAACCUGAUUUCCUCUGAAGUGAAAAGGUGGCUGCUCAUACACCCAGGCAGCAUUUCCCCCUGCAAAGUUUUGCUCCAUUUCUUCCAUAGGUCCUGUGAAUGAAAAUUGAAAUAUACAGGGCAGCCCUGACAUAGCACUCAGGGAUGCUAAAAUGUCUUUUAUAGUUCGAUGGAUCCUCACCUGGGUGUUCAGUGAUUUUAAGGAGAUGAACACUGGAAGGAGAAGUGUGAAGGAUGUAGUGUGUCUCUAAAGACACCAGCCAGCAGAACCAUGCUGGCCACAGUUGGCCCCAGCUCCCUUCCUGGUUCCUUCUCUUCAACAGGCACUUCCUUUUUGUUGGGAAAAAUCUGUCUUCAGAACGAGCUGUACAGUUAUUUGGGCUUUGCAAAAAAUGUGCUGCUCUUUCAUUCGUGGAUUGAUCAAACUUUGAAAAUAAAAGGAUUCUUCUGUUGUU